Hymenoscyphus albidus is the source of this 1566-nucleotide messenger RNA. The record is from the annotation of a GenBank genome assembly. NCBI's taxonomy places the organism in Eukaryota, Fungi, Ascomycota, Leotiomycetes, Helotiales, Helotiaceae.
AAGUAACUCACAAAAGCCUUUUGAGACAGCACCUCGACGGGGAACACAUUUUGGAACUUUAGUCAUAUGUCUACCUUCUGCCCAUCAAGGUAAUUGAAGUCAUUUAGAUUGAAUUGGUACCUUUACUGAUAGGUAAUUAGGCGGAGAACAACUAAUACACCACCCCACUCCACAAUUCAACCCCUCAUUAUCACCUCCCCAAACACGACCACAUACCACACUCCUUCCCACCGCUUCCCUGAACCCAAUGAUCACCUGGUCCGCCUUUCCUCGGACUACCUCACAUUCCAUACUACCUGUCACUUGUGGUCAUCUCAUAACAUUAACAUAUAAUCUCUAUGUAACCGAAGCGGUAGGAGGGAUUCUGCAGAGAUAUCCAAUCGCGGAUCCGAGGUUAUAUCCAUUAUUCAAAAUGAUCAAGGGUUUACUGGGUGACAGCCAUUUCAUGCCUGAUGGUAUGUUACUCCUCUUAGGAUCCUCGCGAUAUCACAUGGAACAAGAUACUAACGAGUAUUCUGAAAAGGAGGAACACUAGGUCAACACUGCAUCCACACAUACUCCCACACCCGACGCCAAACCCAACACCAUAUGCCCUACUCCCUCCUCGGCACAGACGCGAUCCUUUUCUCCGUCUUCCAUGCCCUCGGAUUGAAAACCAUGGUUGCACCCGUCCUCGGCGACGAAGCUUGGGACGAGUGGACGCAGAUCCGAGAGGAGAAACUAUUUCGCAAGAUUUACGAGGAUGGAGAGAUGGAAGAGAGAGCUCGAGCGAAGCGAGAGGAAAGUGACGACGAGAUGGUUGACGAAGAAGAUGAAGGGGAAGGAGACAGCGAGGAUGAUGGAGAAGGAGAAAGCGAGGAUGAAUUCGAGGAUGGUGAGGAAACGGCGAGGGUGGGGAAGGGGUGGUGGAGGUUGAAGAUGGUUGCGGAGGGAGGGGAGUGCGAGGAUGGGAUUUUCAGGACAGGAAAGGAUCCCACUAGUGUAAGUUAUUGGCUUCUCCUCCCCUCUUAUUCCAUACGCUUCUUUCUUCGCCUCCAAAUCCAAGCCAAACUAACCCACUACCAGUAUAUCAACAAGCACUACCCCCUCCAUGCCAUCUCACCCAUCACCUGGCUCAACGAAUCCACCCCAAACGGCUGGGAAAUCGCAAUGGUAAAUCUGAAAUCCUCUUCUCAAGCGACGCCCAAACCUACUCCGACUACCAAGGCGAAGGAAGUAGAAGGUGCUGGGAAAGAGACGAGAGAGUUGAUGUGGCAGUAUUCACAUGCUGCGAUAUUUGUUGAGAUCCCGCCUUUUGGGAAGGGCGUUAGGGGUGGGAAAUAGAUGCGUGAUAGGAUAGGUGUGGUUCUGUUUCUUGUAUUUGGUUUUCUGUUGUGUUUGAAGAGUCGGACUUCUUUUUUCUUCUUCAUUUUUGCUAGACUUGGCAAUAGCUGUAUUUUCUAUACUGUACUUUGUACUUCUCUAUUUUUUCUUGCUAGUAUUUACUGUUUAGCGAUAUACCCAUUCAUUCCCUUUUCUUUCAUGAAAUUUGAUAGACAUACAGUAGAUAUCGACAUAGAUAUAGAC